This is a messenger RNA of Sphenostylis stenocarpa, 157 nucleotides long. NCBI's taxonomy places the organism in Eukaryota, Viridiplantae, Streptophyta, Magnoliopsida, Fabales, Fabaceae. The record is from the annotation of a GenBank genome assembly.
AAGACAAGUUUGGCUGAACAGUAGAACAAGAAGUUGGCAGCAGGAAGCUUUUGCUGUGAAGUUUUCCAAGGUUCUUAAAUGGAGGCAGAUUAAAGCAUUCCAACCUUCCUACGCCGUCGUUGUUUUGGACGACACAUCCUUUAUUAUUCUUCAGUAA